UAUAUAUAAAAAUCGUCCGAUUAACCGGUAUCGGCUUUUUUGGUCCUCCAAUAAUCGGUAUCAUAAUCGGUCUAAUCAAAACACCAAUAGUGCUAGGCUGUGAGAAAUAUCACUGAUAUAAUUAUUCUGAAAGAAAGCUUCUAAGAACUAGUGUUGCACGGUAUACUGGUAAUAUCAUGUUACUAAGAUGUCAUGAUACUUAUGGUCCCAACAUUUUAGGAUACCGUAGUAUUUCAUAUGAUAUUACCACAUUUUCCGGCCCGACUGAUCUAAAGGACCUGUUAUAAGUGUCUGUUAGAAAAUGUUCAUAAAUUCAGAUACAUUUUUUAAGCAACAGACACUUACAUGGCAGUUGGAUAUUCCCCAGUGAAGCAUGAAGUGUGCUUAAAUAAAAGUUCCCUUUGGUAUGGUAGUACGUUUUAUUAUGGUUUAUAUUGUAAAGAGGUCACUGGGGUCACUGCUGAUCCUCAUCAUAGAGGAGCAUGGUGACUUAGGUGCGGGUACUAUUGGCCCACAUGUGACUUUUUCGGGGACCCCAAACAAAUACAUAAAGAAAUAUUUUGCAGAAUUUUAGUCUAAUUUAGCGGCCAGGUGCGGGUACUAUUGGCUAAUGGAAUUAAAUGUCUAAUGACUGACUGCUCAUUCUAAAACCACACUGGUGGUGGUGGUGAACAAUUUGGUGUAAGUAGGAUGGGUCAGAAUAGUGGGUAUUUUUAGGCUGGACCAUAUCUGUGGGCCUGGUCAGAUCUGCUGCAGUGCUUUUAGGCUUAUGGAAAUAGGCUUUAAUUCCCUUUCAAUCCUUUUUAUUAGCCAAUGACCUCGGGCUCAAUUAGCAAGCAGCCACUGCCGGGAUUUCACAGGAUGGAAAGGGGCACGAAACUUACAAAAUCGAAGGGAAUGGAACAUUAGCAGAGAGACUGUGAGAGGGAACAGAUCCAGACUGAGACAAUACUGCAAACAGGGAAACGACUCAAGUUAAGGACAGAAGGAGAGAGGAGGGAAGUGGAUUGGUCAGGUGGCUGAUGGUGGGGGCUACGGUACGGCCCUCUUUUGCCCUCCUGGAGUGGAUAUUGCUAUGAUAACAGAUGCUGAACGUAACAGCCAGGAGAAGAGCUUGAGCACUGGUGAGGGAUGAACGUGGAGCCUGUACUGCAAGUGGGGGGUAUGGAGCUACAAGCGGGAGCCAUGGCUCAGGCACACAGACACAGGCAAAUCCAGUUUGUGGAAGACAAGCAAGAGUUCAGCAGGUUUCCUACCAAGGCAGGACGACGCUCCCUGUCUCGAUCGAUCUCUCAGUCAUCCACCGACAGCUACAGUUCAGCUGCGUCCUACACGGACAGCUCUGACGAUGAAACUUCACCACGGGACAAAAUACAGGUCAAUUCCAAGGGCACCAACGACUUCUGUGUGAAGAACAUCAAACAUGCCGAAUUUGGUCGCCGCGAGAUUGAGAUUGCAGAACAAGAUAUGUCAGCAUUAAUCUCGCUCAGGAAGAGAGCCCAGGGAGAGAAGCCACUUGCUGGGGCUAAAAUCGUUGGCUGCACUCACAUCACUGCCCAGACUGCAGUGUUGAUUGAGACUCUGGUGGCACUGGGGGCCCAGUGUCGCUGGACAGCCUGUAACAUCUACUCCACACAGAACGAGGUGGCAGCUGCCCUCUCAGAGAUCGGUGUGGCUGUUUUUGCCUGGAAGGGGGAAUCGGAGGAUGACUUCUGGUGGUGUAUCAACAAGUGCAUCAACAUGGAGGGGUGGCAGCCUAACAUGAUCCUUGAUGACGGAGGGGACUUGACUCACUGGGUGUAUAAGAAAUACCCCAACGGCUUCAAGAAGAUCAGGGGCAUUGUGGAGGAGAGUGUGACUGGGGUCCACAGGUUGUACCAGCUGUCCAAAGCAGGCAAGCUGUGUGUGCCAGCCAUGAAUGUAAAUGACUCUGUGACAAAGCAGAAGUUUGACAACCUCUACUGCUGCAGAGAGUCUAUCUUGGAUGGCCUGAAGAGGACCACAGACGUGAUGUUUGGAGGAAAGCAGGUGGUUGUCUGUGGUUAUGGCGAGGUUGGGAAAGGUUGCACUGCCGCACUGAAAGCCAUGGGAUCCAUCGUCUACGUCACAGAGAUCGAUCCCAUUUGCUCCCUGCAGGCCUGCAUGGAUGGCUUCAGGGUGGUCAAGCUUAAUGAGGUCAUCCGUCAGGUGGACAUCAUCAUCACAUGCACUGGGAAUAAGAACGUGGUGACCAGGGACCAGCUGGACCGUAUGAAGAACGGCUCCAUCGUGUGCAACAUGGGACACUCCAACACUGAGAUUGACGUGGCGAGCCUGCGGACCCCAGAGCUGACCUGGGAGAGAGUGCGCUCUCAGGUGGACCAUGUCAUCUGGCCUGAUGGCAAGAGGGUCAUCCUGCUGGCCGAGGGUCGUCUUCUGAACCUCAGCUGCUCCACAGUUCCUACCUUCGUCCUGUCAAUCACUGCCACGACCCAGGCUCUGGCUCUUAUUGAGCUGUACAAUGCUCCAGAGGGCCGCUACAAACAGGAUGUCUACUUGCUUCCCAAGAAGAUGGAUGAGUAUGUUGCCAGCCUGCACCUGCCCACCUUUGAUGCCCACCUAACGGAGCUCUCAGAUGAGCAGGCCAAGUACCUGGGCCUCAACAAGAAUGGCCCAUUCAAACCCAACUACUACAGGUAUUAGCUUGCAUGAACGGACCACAACUCUGCACUCCUUGACUUGGACAAGGCCUGGAUAAGAUAAUGAAAUAUAUAUAUAUAUAUAUAUAUAUAUAUUAAGCUCCUAUUCCUUCAUCUUCUACAGUAGGUGUUACCCUGUUUCACUUGCUGUUUUGUGUGUUUAGUUUCACCAUUAGUUCUGUAAAUACACACUCUAACAAACCAACAUACAGGACCCCACUGGCCAUCAAUGACCAAUUGAAAGUACAGCACCUAAACUCAGCUGUCUGCUUGAGAUAUUUAUAUACACGUCUGAUUUCAUUCCCACUCUCCAGUAGAAUAGACAUUUUUCUGAUGUGUUAUUUGUAGUUUGAUAGAUCUUUAUUAUUGUGCCAAUUGAUUGUGUAGGGAAGGGGAUUGUUGUAAUUGAGAUUUAUAUUUCUGUCUGCAUUGAUGUCGCUCUUCUCAAAUAAUUACAUUCCAGCCAAGGGAACAGGGAGAAAUGGCCUCCACACUAGAAAGACUCAACCUCAAUGUCCCAUUUAAAGGCAUAGUCACAUUUCCUGCUGGACCAUGUGUAUACCCAUAUAGAUGUUUACUACCAGCUUGUCAUUUUACUGAUCUCUAUCUCUCUUCCUCUGAAACAGAACUGAGGUUUUAUUGAAAAUAUGAGUACCUGUACUGACUGUACUGUAUUGGGGCGGCAGGUAGCCUAGUGGUUAGAGCGUUUGGGCCAGUAACCGAACGGUUGAUAGAUUGAAUCCCCGAGCUGACAAGGUAAAAAUCUGUCGUUCUGCCCCUGAACAAGGCAGUUAACCCACUGUUCCUAGGCCGUCAUUGUAAAUAUGAACUUGUUCUUAACUGGCUUGCCUAGUUAAAUAAAGGUUCAUUAAAAAUGUUUUUUUUUAAAAAUAGACUAAAGGGCAGACAUACAGUAUAUGAUUUUCUUUGAAUAGUACAUGUGUGCAUGUACAGUACAGAAAUGCAAUUAUCUUCACUAACAACAUUUAUAAGUGUAAGAUACAGAAAGGUAUGUGCAACCAGAAGAGUGACUCCAAUCUGGCACUGGUUUUGAUUGAGUCUCACAUGGUAAUAUGGUAAUAACACUGGAAUGUUUUGCAUUGUAGGAGUCUUAUCAGACUUACAAGGACAAUAGUGCAUUGCUAUUUCUCCAUUCCUGGUCUAAACAAUGUGGAAUUAAGUUUAUUGACGUGAUUUUUUUUAAAUACAGUAGUUGGCUGAUUUUAGUAUUGUUAUUACUAGUAGUAACUAGUAUCCCCGUUUGUGUGACGUGAAUCUGUUUUUCACUUAACGUUCCUGAUCACCAUGUUGUCCUUCUGUCUGUUCUCUGCAUCCAUACUUGCCUGUUUUCAUGUCACCAUCACAUUGAAAGGUCUACUCCAUAAGGAGAGUGGUUAUUCAGUUGAGUAAUGUUGUUUUUUAGUUCCACCUGCUGAUGAAUAUUACACAGGUUAAAUCAUCUGUAUGUAUUACCGGUGCAUUUAAAAUGACAUGCACUGUCACUCUGGUCUGGUAACAUGGGACACUGAGUCGGUUGAAUACAGACCACAUCUGUGUGUACAAUUUUCAGUGUUUUCUGUCCUUCCAUUUUAGCUGUGUGAAACAACAGAUACUGUUUUAUUUGUAUAUAUAUUAGCUGAUGCAACUGUGAGAUAAAGCGCUUUCUUCUUUGCACUCCUUAAAGCUGUUGAGCAUUACAACCAAGGACAUUGUUGGAGGGGUAUUGGCGUCGUAACUUUGGUUACUGGUCAAGUGACAGUGCCUUGUGACCCAUUUGCUACUGCACAUAUUCAUCAGUUGUAGGAUUAUGUCUGUCCACUCCCUCUGUCCACUCCUAUUCCUCUUUGAAAGCUGUCCAACAGUGUUCUGAUUCUGCAGUAUAAUCACUAUGAACCAAGAUGUGCAUCACUGUAGUGGUCUCAUAUAAAUAUUUGUACUUAUUGGGGGUACCCAAACUGCUUAAUGUGUCAGCAUUUAGUUACUUCCAUUGUAAGAGAACAUAGUAGUUUGAAUUGACCUGUUUUGGACUUUUUGAAGUUACAGUAAAUCUUUAUUUCUUCCCUUGGAUAUUGUCUGUAUAGCACUACCAAAAGCAUGCCAUGAAGUAAAACCAGAAUGCCUUUACAUGCACUGUGUUGUUUACAAGGCCUCUGAAUUCAAAUUCUGUUUUAGUUCAUUCAAUCUCCCAUACUUUAGAUUUGUUUAUACUGUCAGAACCAUAACGGCUAGCAGGAUGUCGUAAUAACUGACAAAUAUAGUCAGUUUAUGAAACCCUGUCUAGCAGUUAAGUGUUAUCUGACCAGCUCACAAGUCCAGGGUCAUUUGGAUGUUGUAUGCAACAGUGUUCUGCAAUUUGGGCUAAUUGAGUGGCUGUCGGUGACUGACAUAACAACAGAAACUGAUGCACACUACCACAUUUCCAAAUUGCACCUUGUGUAUUCUACUAUUCCAACUAUCAAAAAUAAGUUGAGACCCCGACUGAGUUCCUAAAAUGUAUUUAUUUAUUUUUUGGGUGAAAUUGAUCCGCAGGCCUACAAAAGGGGGGCCGUGGGGCGCCAGUGCACAUCCCUGAUGUAAAGCAAGGAGCACUGUGAUGUACAUGAUGCGAGAAUCGUUUAUGUAUCUAUGGUUGUGACAAAACUACCUUUUUUAUUUGAGCUUUGCAAAUUAAAUUAUAUUGUUAAAUUAUACAGUACUAUGUAUUAUUUUUCUGUGUAUUAUCUGAAUGGUUGAUGUAUAGUCUGGCUGAGUCAACUCAAGUUGUUUUACUUUCAUCUGACUGCUCUCUGAUGCUGCUAUUUAUUUUUCUGCUUUCUGUUGGUUGAUGUGUACCGAUCCCUUUAAUAAACCUUUCGGUGUUUGAAUUAAAACCUGCUAGUGCACCAUU
Molecule: messenger RNA, 5565 nt
Organism: Oncorhynchus nerka (sockeye salmon)
Lineage: Eukaryota; Metazoa; Chordata; Actinopteri; Salmoniformes; Salmonidae
Product: S-adenosylhomocysteine hydrolase-like protein 1
Exons: 17
Coding region: 1132-2682 (516 amino acids)
Biological process (GO): L-methionine cycle
Cellular component (GO): cytosol
Source: RefSeq, a predicted model, not a curated record